Propithecus coquereli (Coquerel's sifaka) is the source of this 872-nucleotide messenger RNA. RefSeq names its product ataxin 3 (gene ATXN3). Lineage: Eukaryota; Metazoa; Chordata; Mammalia; Primates; Indriidae. The record is from RefSeq and is a predicted model, not a curated record. Gene Ontology annotation, cellular component: nucleus. The coding region runs from base 69 to 704 and encodes 211 amino acids. Gene Ontology annotation, biological process: protein deubiquitination. The transcript has 10 exons. Gene Ontology annotation, molecular function: cysteine-type deubiquitinase activity.
GUGGGGCCGGGGGGCGGAGCUGGGGGGGGUGGCUCGGCGCGGGGGUCGUUGGCUCCAGACAAAUAAAUAUGGAGUCCAUCUUUCACGAGAAACAAGAAGGCUCCCUUUGUGCUCAACACUGCCUGAAUAAUCUGUUGCAAGGAGAAUAUUUUAGCCCAGUGGAAUUAUCUUCAAUUGCACAUCAGCUAGAUGAAGAAGAGAGGAUGAGAAUGGCAGAAGGAGGAGUUACUAGCGAAGACUAUCGCACAUUUUUACAGCAGCCUUCUGGAAAUAUGGAUGAUAGCGGGUUUUUCUCCAUUCAGGUUAUAAGCAAUGCCUUGAAAGUUUGGGGUUUAGAACUAAUCCUGUUCAACAGCCCAGAGUAUCAGAGGCUCAGGAUUGAUCCUAUAAAUGAAAGAUCAUUUAUAUGCAAUUAUAAAGAACACUGGUUUACAGUUAGAAAAUUAGGAAAACAGGUUGACAUGAUGGGUGGUUCCAGAAAUAUAUCUCAAGAUAUUCCACAGAGAUCAGGUACCACUCUUACUUCAGAAGAGCUGCGGAAGAGAAGAGAAGCCUACUUUGAAAAGGGGGUCCUGCAGGCCCUUCAGCAUCGAGGCAUGGAGGCAAACAGUGAUGCUAUGAGUGAAGAAGACAUGCUUCAGGCAGCUGUGACCAUGUCUUUAGAAACUGUUAGAAAUAACUUGAAAACAGAAGGAAAAAAAUAAUACCUUUUAAAAAUCAUUUAGCUAUUCAUACUUUCCAACAUUAUCCUGUGUGGUUACAACAUAGGGUCCAUUUUGGUAAUGUGUCAAAUAGAUGAGGAAAUUAAGACUUUUAGGUGGUUUGCAAACAAAAUGAUGACAAAGUGGGAAAAUGUGUCAGUUGUAGGACUA